This is a messenger RNA of [Torrubiella] hemipterigena, 1248 nucleotides long. NCBI's taxonomy places the organism in Eukaryota, Fungi, Ascomycota, Sordariomycetes, Hypocreales, Clavicipitaceae. The record is from the annotation of a GenBank genome assembly.
AAGCGCCUCUCCUUCAUCCCGCCCAUCCCUCCAUCCCGCCCGACCUCACUCUCUUUUGCUUUGAUUCGUUGUUGUCCUGUGCUGCCAUUACUCGUGGCCUGCCGCUUCAGCAACUCACCCGUUCCUCACCAGCCCGACUCCCUUCAAUCUCCCAAUCUAUUUCUUCACCACACUACGCCCCUUGUGCAAGUCAACGUCCACAAUAAUGCAGCCAUGUGUUUCGGUUGCAGGCUUACAUCAUGAAUAACCCCCACGACUACCUUCUCACGUCGAAUACCAUCCCGCGGCGUCCAUCAGAUCCUGACAAUGUAUCUAGCUGGGUUAUGCUCAACGAGAGCGGCUUUGUAAAGCUUGCCAACGAGCGCAUCCUUUUGAAACUUGACUCGCGUAUAUCAUGCGAGCUCUCUGUUCCACAGGUACUUCGAGCAUCUUGCUCGGCGUUCCAGCGCCGAAGCGAUAGAGGCACCUUGUUCUUGACAAGCAAGCGUGUUAUAUACUUGCCCAUGCAGCCGACUCAAGUGCCCAAAUUCGAAUCUUUUAGCGCUCCUAUUCUCAAGCUUCAGGACUCCAGCACAUCAUCCUCCAUGUGGUGGGGUUGGGUCUGGAAAUCAGACUGUAUUCCUGUCUCUGGUGGCGGUAUCCCAGCAGAUCUUCCUCGCAUAGAAGUCAAAUUCACUUUUUCUGACGGCGGUAUGAACGACUUCAAUGAAGCGUAUGUUCGACUCCGCGAGAGAUUAUACCAACUGCAAGAGGUCCGCCAAGAGAUGGGCGCCGGGGCAGAUCUCCCAGACGAGCCGUUGCCCGCAUAUGAAGCCGAAACCAACACGACGCCACCACAGGCAGCUCCAACUACAACACUGAGCGUUCCUCGCCCCAAUCGCUCGGAUAGCACGGAGAGCCGUCGAUCACCAAAUGAACCACCGCCCGGUUAUGACGAGGCACAGGCGCAACAAAUUAGUAUUCGUCUUGAGGACCACAUUAGGGAUGAAGUAAAUCGGGGAGAAUAUGAGGCAUGACGUAUAGCAACUUUGUACAGACUAACUCUGGAGUUAUCGGGAAUGUUUUGACCUUUUUAUUGUAUUUUGCUUCCCUAGCGAUGGCGGUUUUUUUUGAAUUCUACUCAAAUGCUCUUUACAUAGCUUACACGGGAAAGGGUGGCGCUAUCUCUUUUCAAACGACGUCAACGACGGAUGAUUUCUCAAAUUUAAACUUAUUGCUUCCACAAUAUAUUGCAAUUACUCCAUUGGG